Molecule: messenger RNA, 1488 nt
Organism: Pieris macdunnoughi
Lineage: Eukaryota; Metazoa; Arthropoda; Insecta; Lepidoptera; Pieridae
Source: the annotation of a GenBank genome assembly
AUGUCGAGACCACGGCCCCAGUGGCAGCUGCAAGCAAUUGCAGCUCGAAAACGAGACAAUGAACUUCGUAAGGCUGACGAGCUAAGAAAAGUUGCUUCUUACUUUGAAAAGAAUACCCAUAAGUCAAGGCAUCAUGAGAACUGGACAACAGAAGAUUAUUACGAAAAAGCGAAGAAAGAAGCUGAUAUGUUGAGUGAAAAAAAGAUUCGCGCUGUACAAUUAGAAGAAAGGCGAAAGAAGUUAGAGUUAAUGUUAUUUCAAGAGAAUAUGCAGUAUCAACAAGAGAUUAAGGCAUUGGCAGCACAACCCAAGUUUUAUAAAAAUGGAUCUUACCUAAACAAAGUUCCUACAUCAACCCUGCAAGAAAUCAACCAAGGUAUCAUAGAAAAAGAGGAACAUUUGAGACGGCAAGAAGCUGAAUUAAAGUUACAUCAUGCAUGGCGACUUCGUCAGCCGGAAUUGAAAGCAGCCUGCUCUUAUAUUGCUAAUGGAAAACUUAAAUCGGCUUGGUUGGAGCAAAUAGUAGAAAAAGAAAUGCAAAAGAAGAAGGAUGAAGAAGAGACUCGUAAGAUCCUUCAAGAAAGAGACGAGGCCCUACAAAAGCAAAUACUGAUAGAAGAAGAUAGACUUAAAGAGAAAGAGCUAAAAAUGAGGGAGCUCAGAAGUAGCCUAGAGGGCCAAAUAUCGGAGUUGAGUGAGAAAGAGACAGCUGUGAAAAAACUUCGUAAAAUGGAGGAGCGAGAGAGAAUGGUAUUAGAAGAGCUACAGUUCAUUUCGAAGGAAAGAGAAAGAGAGCACGCGAAACUGGUGGCAGAAAGAGACGCAAAUAUUGUGAAUAUGGGUUUGCACAAAUUUAAGUUGAAGAAGAAAGUUGCAUCCGUUUUGAAUGAAAUUAGUUUGGAUUUGAAAAUGUUGCAGAAGGUCAAAGAAGCUGUUGUGAAAGACUAUGAAUCUGAAAAAGAGAAACAAAUAAGUUAUAAACGACUACUGGACGCGACACUACUUGAGUUAGAAGAGCACAGAGAGAGGGACCGACAGAGACAGAAGAACAUUGAGACGAUGUAUGACGGUGAAGCGAGACAGCUUAAUGAGAAACAAGAUAAGAUAUGGGCGAAAGAACGCGAAGCACGUGGUAUUCUUAUGAAUGAAGUUAUUGCUACGUUAAAAAAGCAAGUACAAGAGAAGAUCCAGUUGAAUAUAGAACAGCAGAGGGCGAAUGUUCUCGAUCGGGAGAAGAUUCUAGAACAUAUGGACAGCUUCCACCAGGAAGUCAGAUCUCGGGAGAGGGAUACUCAGUUAAAAAACUCAUCAUAUUCAUCAAUAAACGCGCUUCAAUCGCAAUUGAAUAGCCUGAAAGUACAAAAAGAGAAGAUAGAUGCAGUAGCACAAAGGGAGUCGGAAAUAAAAGAGGCGAUUUUCAACGAAAGAAGUGUUCGACAAGAGAUUGCGCGAGCGCAGAGGGCAGGGAAUACCCAGGCUUGGGCUUAA